GAAAUUGUCAAAGAUGUUUCAAGUGUGUUGUAACAUGCAAGUCCAAGUGUUUGAGCGUUGUUUUUAGGGAAACAGGUGGUGUCCAGGCUGCCUCUCGUGGCCUAUACCACUGUUCUUAUUCUAUUUUAUAUUUCACUUGAAAUAUUUCCAUCCUGUUUCCCUUCCCAGCCUCCCACUUCAGCGUUCAACUUUGCCCACUUUGCCAGUUGCCACUUUUGUAUUCUGUGUUUUUAUUGUUAGUUGUGCGGUUGUCUGCUGGAGGUACGUCACUUGUUUGUUUAGUCAGUUAGUCGAAGAUAAUACAGAGUUUGGUCGGUGACGAAUUUGGUUGGUGGGAAUGCGGUUUGUGGUUGCAUUGACUCAGAAUGCUCGUGUUUUUACCAGUUCCAAGUACCAAGUGCCAAAAUUUACAAAUCACUGAGAACCACCAACUCCAAGACACUUAGUAGAGACCAUGUCUCAGAAGGUUUUUCUGUGGUGAGGAAAGAGGGAGAUGAGCUUGUGUGAUCCGUAUCAAGAGCUAGAGCUCUAUUUGGAACGUGCUAAAAACGAAAUAACUCAAGUUUUUGAAAAUGGUAGUGUUGAGUCUGCAGCACUCCCUGAGGAGGAUAUUGUCAAAAACGAGAAUAAAACAGACUACGAAUUGGACCCAUUUUUGUUCCAAAUUAACGCGACCAUAAAGUCGGAUUUGUCCGAAUUACUGUCAAGGUAUUCAGAAAAACAAAUUAGAAAUGAGGUCAGUUAUACCAGUGUCAAUAAUAAAGUCAACAGUAACUCCGAUUACCUCAAUUCAAAUAGCGAAAAUGUAUCAAUUGUAAAUAAAGACAGUGAUUUAUUUAGCCACAAAACUCAAGAUUCGAUACUAGGUUCCAUUGUCAUUGACAAUAAUCGUACAAAUGUAGCUACCCAAACAUCUCCUUCUUUAUCUCCAACGUCUACGAAUUUAACAUGGGCAUCGGAGUGUUCAUCAUCCCCUUGCUUGACUUGCAUGUCCGACAACGAUUUAAUCGAUGAGGAUUCCCAAUCAGCCUCGUCCGCCGAUGGUAAGGCCCAAUUAUCGACUUGGAGUUACAAGCCAAACUGGCAACAAAUCCUAAGUACUAAGUCUUCUUCGGCACCUGUUUUGAAGAAGGUGCCCAUCAAGGUGAGCAAACAAUCCCGAUCACAGUCGGACCGACACCUGGCUGAAAUUGAGGCCGCGGAAGCGUGCAAAUGGCUACGAGCGACGGGAUUCCCCCAAUAUGCCCAAAUGUACGAAGAUCUCCAGUUUCCCAUCGAUCUUUCAACCGUCGCGCAAGAUCAUCCUCUUUUAGAACCCGACGUGUUGCAUUCACUCUUUCGACGAUUGCAAAUCCUCAACAGUUGUGUCCAUUUGCACCAACAGAGGAUCACGCACAACACCGACGAAUCCGAAGACGAAUGUUGCGCCCUUAGCGACAAUUGGACCUACCAGACCGAUAUUAGAAGAUGGUCACGUGCUUGCAAAGAACCGGAGAAAAACUCACAAGAGAAAGAUGAUGUUUUUGAGGAAUGUACUGAAAGUCCGAGGGAUAAGUUAAGAAGGGCUGGUUCAACGAAAUUCAGACGGAGGAGGAGAGAUGGUACUGUUUUCAGCGAAGGAGGUUCACCACUUCUCGACCGACUUGAUUCAAUCACCAAUCAAUUGGCUGACCUAAAAACGUGUGAAUUGAAUCAUAUUUCUGAUUCUGAAUGUACUCCCAAGCGCAGUCAAAGAACCAAGUCAUUCGAUAACACCGAUUCAUGGUUGACCUCACAGAUUUCAUCAGAUGACAGAGUUUUAUGGCAUGCUUUGCCACAAGAAGAAGAACAAUUGCCACAAAAAUCAGUCAAUUUAGAAAAUGGCGGUCCUUCUAUGUUCAGUCUCUCAUGUACGCAAUUACAAGUCCUCCGAAAAUUAGCACUUUUGAAACUUACAGCGCAUAUGGAAAAACAUUGUCCGUCACAUAGAACGGGCUGGAACUGGGAUUUACCGAAAUUUAUCCGAAAAAUGAAAAGCCCUGCUUAUAAAGAUAGGUCAAUUUUUGGGGUACCUCUCACUAUCAUGCUUCAAAGGACAGGUCAGUCGAUUCCGAGGAAUAUCGAAGAGGCGCUUCAGUGGCUCCAUCAGAACGCGGCCGACCAUGUGGGACUUUUUCGCAAAUCUGGGGUCAAAUCACGUAUACAACUUUUAAGAAACAUGGUAGAUGCUACCACCGAAAUAUUGAAUUAUAAUGACCAACAAUCAUACGAUGUUGCGGAUAUGAUUAAGCAAUAUUUUCGAGAAUUACCAGAAACUCUUCUCACUAACAAGCUUUCUGAAACUUUUAUUUUAAUUUUUCAAUAUGUUCCUCCAUAUUUGCGACGUGAAUCAGUCCUUUGUGCUAUUCUAUUAAUGCCCGAUGAACAUGUGGAAGUCCUCCAAUUCCUUUUACAUUUUUUACUACAGAUCGCCGAACAUGCUACUACCAAUCAAAUGAAUGAAAGCAAUCUUGCCCUAUGUUUUGCCCCUUCUCUCUUUCAUUACUCCCAGAGUUCUUUCAAGCAAAACUUUGGCUCUCCUCAUCCGAAAGAACUCGCGGAGACUAGAGCCGGCCACGACUGUUUGCUCUACUUUCUCAAGAAUUACAACACACUAUUUAAGGUGCCAAAGGAGUUUGUAAAUCAAUGCAAAUCAAGCGAGUUUAGGGAAAGCAAAGCGGUGAAAUUAUCCGAACUGGGGAAAAACAUAGGAGGUUGGAGGGAGUAUCUCCAGGAGUGUCAGAAGGCGCUUUUGAGAGAAGUCAAGGAGCGAAACCGGGGUUGGAUUAUCGUUUCCAGUCACAAUCCAAAAGUCGAGAUAUCGUACAAGAAAGUGGCCGAUGGUCACCCUCUCCGACUUUGGAAGAUUUCCGCCGAGGUUGAAGCGCCCCCACUUGAGGUUUUGCACCGAAUUAUCCGGGAGAGGCAUAUUUGGGAUCCUGAGUUGCACUCGGCUAAAAUAGUCUCUCAAAUUGAUCAAAAUUGCGAAGUUUUCCAAUUUGUACGGCGCAAAAUCGUGCCCUUGCCGAAUGAAGAGUAUUGCGUGGUGCGGACUUGGAGGACUGAUCUCCCCAAAGACAGUUGUUUGGUUAUUGAGACGUCGGUUGAGCAUCAGGAUGCCGUCCCCAUUCCCAAUACUGUGAGGGGGAUUGUCUUGGCUUCCAGAUACUUGAUUGAACCCUGCGGGUCCGGACGCUCGAAAUUACUACACUUGUCCCGUGUUGAUUCGAUGGGAAAAACACCGGAAUGGUAUCAAAAAAAUUACGGACAUUUAUGUGCCCUCUUUGUUGCUAACAUUGUAACUUCGUUCUACCACGUUGCUACAGGACCAGAAAGUAAAGUAUAAACCAAAGAUGUACAUAAGGUUGUUGCUAAAUUUAAUUAUAUUUUUAUAUGAAGUAAUCAAUAUUAUAUCGAUAUGUUGCCGUUUUACAUGAUUUGUUAUGGAACAUUUAAGUAUCUAUGUUAUUUUAUUUUUUACUUAAUUUUUUUAUUUUAUGAAACAUUCACAUUAGUUAACACAUUACAGAGGAAGCUAUAAGCAAAUGCAGGUUGUGGUACUAUGGCUUUCCUUGUAAUUUACACUACUCCAAAAAAUUAACGGAACACAAAAAAUUUUUGGUGAUUUUUGAAAGGCUGUAACUCAGCGAAAAAUGAUCGUAUCUAGAUUAAAAAAAAACAUUUUGAAGCUUUAAGCUUCUAGUUUUGAGAUCUUUUAGCAAAUAUUUUUUGUGCUACAGUUAUCACGCAAUUCUAAGUAAUAGCGCGAGAUAAAUAUUUUAAAUUUUUAUGGACGUGGGGAAUUUUUAUUUUAGUUAAGUCAAUUUAUAGGCCAGAUAGCAUGUUUGUUUACCUUUAAUACGCUUUCUUCAUAUUUUUUUACGUCAAUCUGACUUUAAAUGAAAAAGAUCUUCUUGUCUUUGAUCAUCAAUAUCUCAGCAACCAAUGACUACACAAGAAUAUAAGGGUAG
Tribolium madens (black flour beetle) is the source of this 3989-nucleotide messenger RNA. Its product is annotated as rho GTPase-activating protein 7. Gene Ontology annotation, biological process: actin cytoskeleton organization; regulation of Rho protein signal transduction; signal transduction. Bases 494 to 3364 code for a protein of 956 amino acids. The record is from RefSeq and is a predicted model, not a curated record. NCBI's taxonomy places the organism in Eukaryota, Metazoa, Arthropoda, Insecta, Coleoptera, Tenebrionidae. The transcript is spliced from 12 exons. Gene Ontology annotation, molecular function: lipid binding; GTPase activator activity.